Messenger RNA from Dendronephthya gigantea, 991 nucleotides. Its product is annotated as craniofacial development protein 1-like. Lineage: Eukaryota; Metazoa; Cnidaria; Anthozoa; Malacalcyonacea; Nephtheidae. The record is from RefSeq and is a predicted model, not a curated record. Bases 146 to 931 code for a protein of 261 amino acids. The transcript has 7 exons.
UUUUCCGUUCAUGGCCGAGCAAACGAAGAAGCAUUUUGAGACAUGGGAACGAUUCCACAGCGAACCCAGGAAAUUCAAAUCAAAAUCCUGUUUUUUCCUAAAUUUCCUAUAAUCAAAAAGGUGUAAUUUUUCAGUUCAAAUAAUUAUGUCUGAUGAUUCUGAAUCAGAAUACGACAGUGAAGAUGAUGAAGACUAUAUUCCAGAGGAACCAUCCAGUGAUGAAGAUGCAGGAGGUGCAGAAGGAUCUAAAAAGAACAAAAAUGGGAAAAAACAGGAAAGCAAGAAGAGAAAAGGUGGGAUUCAACUUCAGGAAGAUGAUGAGGUGUCAGCCAAUGAAGAGAGUGAUGAAGUGGAAAAUAUAAAUGCUGAAAUUCCUGUAAAAGAAGACUUGGGAUUAAAAAAAAGAGUUGAUGAUCUUUGGGAAGCUUUUAAACAAGAUACAGCUGCAACAAGACCAGCUGCCUCGUCACAUAUGACACAAAAGACAGAGGAAAAAACUGAGGAGAAUCCCUCAACAAGUUCUGGUAAAAAGGAGGAAAUUCCAAAGAAAGUUGAGGUUACAGAAGUCUUUGAUUUUGCUGGAGAAGAAGUCAAGGUGGUUAAAUCUGUUGAUUCUUCCUCAAUAAAACCUGCACCAGUGAGUGAUAAAGACAACCCUUCUUCUGUCAAACCCAGAGCAGCUUUGCCUACAAAACGUCCUGGCGGAGGGCUCGGGAGUGUUUUAGGGAAAAUUGGGAAAAAACCAAAGUUGAGCACAUUGGAGAAGUCUAAACUUGAUUGGACAUCAUUUAAAAAGGAUGAGGGUAUUGAAGAUGAACUAAAAACUAGCAACAGAGAUGGAUUUUUAGAGAAGCAAGCUUUUCUGAACAGAGUGGAUCAGAAACAGUUUGAAAUUGAAAGAGACAUUAGACAGGGUUUCAGGAAGAAGUAAUGGAACCAUCAAAACAAAAACAAGAACCAAAGGAUCACUUUCAAAAAUUUGUUCAACUGA